Molecule: messenger RNA, 6797 nt
Organism: Physeter macrocephalus (sperm whale)
Lineage: Eukaryota; Metazoa; Chordata; Mammalia; Artiodactyla; Physeteridae
Gene: FBXL18
Product: F-box and leucine rich repeat protein 18
Exons: 3
Coding region: 109-2115 (668 amino acids)
Biological process (GO): SCF-dependent proteasomal ubiquitin-dependent protein catabolic process
Cellular component (GO): SCF ubiquitin ligase complex
Source: RefSeq, a predicted model, not a curated record
GGUGGAAGGUAAGCAUGCGGGGAGGGACGAGGCGCCAGCCCUGCCCUCAUUGUCGCUCCUCAGCUGGAGCGGGGCCUCUGCCGGGCCCCCUGCGGCUCCCUGACUCUCAUGGGGGAAGGCGCGGUCUGGGGGGCGAGGGUGGAGGAGACGCUGGUGCCUGCAGCCCCUCUCUCCCCCCGCCCCGCCCACCCGCAGGCCAGCGAGGACAAGGUGAAGCAGCUGGUGACGGAGAUCGGCUGGGAGAUCCAGCAGCUCAGCAUGGCCGGCUGCUACUGGCUGUCGGGCAGCACGCUGGAGCACGUGGCCCGCUGCCGCGGCCUGGUGAAGGUGAACCUCUCGGGCUGCCACCUGACCUCCCUGCGCCUCUCCAAGGUUCUGUCGGCCCUGCAGUGCCUGCGCUCCCUGGCCAUCGACGUGAGCCCCGGCUUCGACGCCAGCCAGCUGAGCGGCGAGUGCAAGGCCACGCUGAGCCGUGUGCGGGAGCUCAAGCAGACACUGUACACACCCUCGUACGGCGUGGUGCCCUGCUGCACCAGCCUCGAGAAGCUGCUGCUGUACUUCGAGAUCCUGGACCGCACGCGCGAGGGCGCCGUGCUCUCGGGCCAGCUCAUGGUGGGCCAGAGCAACGUGCCGCGCUACCAGCACCUGCGCGUCUUCUACGCCCGCCUGGCCCCCGGCUACAUCAACCAGGAGGUGGUGCGCCUGUACCUGGCUGUGCUCAGCGACCGCACGCCCGAGAACCUGCACGCCUUCCUCAUCUCCGUGCCCGGCAGCUUUGCUGAGAGCGGGGCCACCAAGAACCUCCUGGAGUCCAUGGCCCGCAACGUGGCGCUGGACGCGCUGCAGCUGCCCAAGUCCUGGCUCAACGGCUCGGCCCUCCUGCAGCACAUGAAGUUCAGCAGCCCCUUCUACUUCAGCUUCAGCCGCUGUGCGCUGUCCGGCGGCCACCUGAUCCGGCGCGUCAUCGACGGCGGCAGGGACCUCCGGAGCCUGGCCGGCCUGAACCUCAGCGGCUGUGCGCACUGCCUGGCGCCCGACUCCCUGCUGCGCAAGGCGGAGGACGACAUCGACAGUGGCAUCCUGGAGACGCUGGUGGCGGCCUGCGGCAACCUGCGGCACCUCAACCUCUCGGCUGCCCACCACCACAGCCCCGAGGGCCCCGGCCGGCACCUGUGCCAGCUGCUGGCCCGGCUCUGCCACCUGCGCUCCCUGUCGCUGCCCGUCUGCGCCGUCGCCGACUCGGCGCCGCGGGCCGACCGCGCGCCCGUCCAGCCGGCCACACACGCCGUGCCCCGCGGCUUCGGCAAGAAGGUCCGCAUCGGCGUGCCGUCUGGCCCCGACCCUUUCUCCGGGCAGGCGGGCCCCCUGCCGUGCUCUGUGUUCUGGUCGCUGCUGAAGAGCGUGCCCUUCCUGGACCGCCUCGAGCUGAUCGGGUCCAACUUCUCGUCUGCCAUGCCGCGCAACGAGCCCGCCAUCCGCAACUCGCUCCCCCCCUGCGGCCGGGCGCAGAGCGUGGGGGACUCGGAGGUGGCCGCCAUCGGCCAGCUGGCCUUCCUGCGGCACCUGACGCUGGCCCAGCUGCCCAGCAUCCUGACAGGCUCCGGGCUGGUCAGCAUCGGCCUCCAGUGCCAGCAGCUCCAGUCCCUCUCCCUGGCCCACCUGGGCACGAUGGGCAAGGUGGCCUACACGUCCGCCCUCUCGGACAUGCUGAAGCACUGCAAGCGGCUGAAGGACCUCAGGCUGGAGCAGCCCUACUUCAACGCCAACGCCCAGUUCUUCCAGGCGCUGAGCCAGUGCUCUGCGUUGCAGCGCCUGUGCCUGGUGUCCCGCAGUGGCACCCUGCAGCCCGAGGCCGUGCUGGCCUUCAUGGCGCGCUGCCUGCACGUGGUCGUGUGCCACCUGUUCACCGGCGAGUCGCUCAGCACCUGCCGGAGCCUGCAGCAGUCCCUCCUCCGCAGUUUCCAGGCCGCGCGGCCCGCGCUGAGCGUCGUCAUCUUCCCUCUGCUCCACGAGGGCCUGACCGAUGUCAUCCGAGACGUUCCCAUGGUGCACCUGGACGAGGUCACCUUAUUUAAAAGCAGAGUGGCCGAGGAGCCGCCAAAUCUGUGGUGGUGACAGGAGCGGGCCCCCACCUGCCCAUCGCCGCCUGUGGCCGCUGCGUCUCCGUGGCCGAGGAAGCAGGACUGCCCCGGACAGGCGUGCGGCUUCCGGCCUGUGCCACGGCCGCCGCGGCUGCUCCCCUGCCCGAGGACCCCGGAUCCCCGGUGGGUCACCGGAGGGAGGAAGCCCCCUCCCCAGCCCUUAGGGGCCUCCUCUUGUGAGGAGUCUGUGCUCAGUGACGUGCUGGCUGAGAUGUGCGAGGCAGCGGCGGCGGCAGGGCCGGCUGUCGGGCGACCUGCGGGCCUGGCCGGCGUGGUCUUAGGCUGAGACACGCAUCGCCAGGGCGCUGGCUCCUGGUCCCCAGAGCGCCAUGUGACCCCACGGCUGCCCCCCAGCCCCCAGGAGAGGCCCUGUGCUCCUGUGCUCGUCACCUGCCUCGGGCUCUGUGGAGGGGCGGCUGUGAGCCCAGGGCGGGAGGAGCUUGCAGGUGCUGUGGCAGAUUUGGGGCUCUCCCCUCCUUCCGUUUGACCCAGUUACACCUCUGGUAUGCGUCCAGCCACAUGACAUCAGACAGGUUCGGACUAGCAGCGGGUUGCUGGGCAGGGAAGCUGCAGGUCCCUGUGAAGGUCUGUGUUUCUGGGGAAACACGGAUAGACCUGCUUCAUUAGAAAACCUUGAAAUAUUAAAACCCAGAAGGGAUGUGCGGGGCUGGAGAAGUGAUCACAUUACCCCGUUUCAGAUAGCUUUAUUUAGCACUUUAAAAAAAUGCAACGCAGCUCUUCCCAAAACGAGGGGUGUCCUCCCAGUGUCCUGGGCCUCCCGCCACGUGCCGCCCGGUGCUUCUGCCUUGUCAGCCACGAGACCCCCCCCAGAGCCGUCAUCCCUGCGGCUGGCGGGCUUCUGAGGGGCCCCGGCUGGGUUCCCUCCACCCAGCGUCGCUACUGGAGACGUCCAGGGAAGGCUGGGCCCACCUUGCCCCGGCCUCCCUCUCCCUCGGGGUUGGGGGUGCAGGUUCCCCAGGCCCUCGUCACCGCUGCGGCCCAUCUCGGCUGCCGUCCGCUCUGUGGCCCCCAGCCCAGCCUUCUUCCCACUCCGUUCCGUGUGAUGGUCGCCCCCGUGUCGUGUAGCGUGUCCUGUAGUUUGCCUGUUGCAGGGCCCGGUACCUGGACCCUGGGCCUGUGUUCGCCUGCCCUUCCCUGGGUUCUCAAGGGGCAGACAGUUCAGCAGCCCCGCCCUGCCAGGCCGAGGGGGUCCAGGAGGCCUUCCGAUGGUGGAAGUGCUCGGAGGGCCAGGGUCUCGGGACGCACACAGGCCCCCGAGUGCUCCGGUUGAUUCUUCCUAAGCGCAGUCUGUCUGGCGGCCUCCACCAGUCCCCACGGCCCUGGCCCUGCUCUCACCUCCCCGCAGCACCCACCGGCUGGAGCUGGGGCUCCUCCCCCUGAGCUGUGGUUUUCUUGCCCAGGGUGCAGUUGUCUCCUCUCUGGAGCGUGGGGUGCCCUCCUCCCUCCCCAGCUGCCGCUGGCGGCUCUUCGCCUCCUGCCCAGAGGGACCGGCCUGCCGGCUGCCCCCAGAUGGGACCCCCACCAGACCUGCAGCCCUCCCCUCCGCAGUCCUGACCUGGCCCGAGAGUCACAACCGGGCCCGCUCCUCUGGCCAUGCAGGCCGCAGGCCAGGCAGCCCUGGGCCCUGGAGAGACAGGGCCCAGGCCCUCGUUAGGGCCACACGCUGUAGAUGAGGGUCUGAGAAGUGGUGGGAGUCCCCCACCCCAUUUCUGGGCAUGUCUUUCAGUUGCGCCUUGAGACCACCGGGAGGGUGAUCAGGGAGGGUGAUGUGGGGACUGGCUGCUCAUUGCCCUCUCAGCAGGAGCGUGGCCAGUUACAGCCCGACCGGCAGGGCCACGCGGCCCGGGGUGGCGGCAGGCGGUCUGGCCGACCCCGGGACCCUGGGGCCCUGGUACACAUCUCCUUUUGUCCAGAGCGACCCGGGCUCAGGCCAGAGGAUGAUCGUUCCACUAAGAAUUUAUCCACAGGCUGCCACGGCUUUCGUGCUCUGGCCCGGAUGGCCUGCUCUCGUGAGCAAGCAGUUUUAACCAGCAGUGUCAUUUAUGCCAGCAAACAGGGCUGGGAGGGGCCGUUCACGAGAGGCUGGGGCACGAGCUGACUUGGAAAGCAGCCCCCAGACAGGAGGCCUUGUAUUUUUAGUGUCCCCCUCAACCAUCCUUUACUUAGAGCAAGAAUUUCCGCUGCUUCUACACCCAAGGCAGGAUUCAGCAGAUGUUACUAAUGGGCUUGUUCUCGCGAAGUGCUAUUUUGGCACUUCUGCAGCAUUUUAUGCUGGGAAAAGAACCCACCCUAAUGGUCCCCAAUUGGCAGAACUGGGCUGUUAAGCGACGGACCAUAUGCUGUCUGCUGAGAGGGGCCUGGUCAGCACUGGUGCCUGCGUGUGUGUGUGUGUGCGUACGUGUGUGCGUACGUGUGUGCGUGUGCACGUGUGUGCGUACGUGUGUGCGUGUGCACGGUGCGUGCAUGGGUGUCUGUGCGCCUACACGUGUGAGUGUAGUCUGCUGUGGACGGGCUCUUGUUCCUGGUGUGCACGUGUGUGUGUGCACGUGUGUGUGUGCACGCUGUGUGUGCACGCUGUGUGCGUGAGGCAGACGCUGGGGGAGGUGGGAAUGAGGGAGGAGGGCAUCAGGGAGAUCUCUCUGUUAAAAAGAGAAACCCCCGGCCUCCUGAGGCCGCCCCUCUGCCUGUGCCCCUCCUCACCCCUAGACCCCUCGGCCCUGCCUGCUCCCAGGGCUGUGGCUUGGCCGCCGCAGCAUCGGGCAGCCUAGCUGGCCGGGCCUGAAGGUGCUCCCCCAGGGAGGCUUCUUGAGCCUGAGGAGAGCAGAGACCCGCAGGCCCCCUUCCCUGCUGUCGGUGGCUUUUCUCUUUGUCACAUGCGAGUGUUUUUAUUUCCGACCGGAGGGGGCUGGAUUAAGGGCACUUCGCUGUCACACAACAAGGGGACGGAUGGCAUCCCCACCUGGCAGCUGCCCUUCCGAGGACACAAGGAGACAGGUCCAAGGGUCCCUCCUCCGCAAGGCCUCCGAGGGCCUCUCCACUCAGGCCUGGGAUGACGCCCCUCCUUGGGCAGGUGUGCAGGGCUGGGUGCUGAGGGUGACACUCCCUUAACCCCCUGCACCAGGAUCCAGAGCUGCAGACCGCUCGGCCCAGGGGGCAGAAGCUUGCCAGGGGCCAGGGCUGGGAAAGUUGGGCUGGGGGAACCGGGGCACCCGGGUCCCUGUUGGCCGGGGGAUCUGAAGCCAGCAGUCGCAGCCUUACUGCGUCAGUGGCCUCCCUGGGUGCACGGCCAGGAAGGCGUCGGGUCUCAGGCCCCCUCCCCCACCCGGCCCCGCCUGGCAGGAGGGGACCUGCCCUGAUGGGCCCACCCUCGCGCUCUCCUCUGAGUGGCACCGGGGCAGCCGGCAGCCUCCUGUCGUUCUCACUGUUUGUUCCUUUAGGGUUUGAAAAUUGCUGAGACCCUGUGGGAAGCAGUAAGAGAAGUUCGUGGGUGAGGAUGUUGCAGCGCGGCCGUGGCAGAGGCUCCCACGGCUUCAGCCACAAGACCCGAGGUGAGGGGGACGUGGACGCUGACACCUGUGGCCCUUGUGGCCUCAGGCCCAGUCCCCCUCCCCGCCUGACAGGAUAGGGGCGGGGCGGUGCCGAGGGGCUCGGGGGAUGGUCGCCCAUCUUGUCUGCAUCUAGGGCGCAGGAUUCCACUGGGCGUGAUGAGCAGAUACCCGCAGGAAUUCAAACAAACUGCGGGUCCGACAGGCCAACCAACAUCGUCUAAAUUACUUUCUAAAGCUCCUUCAAAAGCCAGUGAAGUGUGAGGUUUUGCACUGAUGUCACGGGGUCAGGGCACCCACUGCACCAGACUCCAAGCCGGCCGGCCCCGGAGGCCUCCCCGCUGUGCCCACUGCGCUGGCGGGGGGCGCGAGAGGUGAGGGGGCUUUUGCACGUGUGGCCGUGGGCACGUGGCACCCCGCGGCCACCGGCGGCGCUCAGCCCCGGGCCGGGCCCGCUGCCCUCUGACCGUCGCCCGUCUGCCCGCGCCUCUGACCGGACAGUCUCGCUCAGCACGUUACCAAUGGUAAGAGGGGUGUGGUGAGUUGCCAGGGUUUCUCACGGCAAGUGUGUGACCAGGUGCUACACGACCGAAUACACUACACGUCACCUGCCUUUUGAUGGCCGACCUCCUUGUCCUCGGGUGAGGCCACUCCUGAAUUUCGCGUUCCAGCUACAUUUUGAAUGGGUAUUUUCAUGUAAAUUUGUGGCAUGCGAAAAGUUUCAAAUAAAGUGGACUUGAUUGAGAAAACCUGUGUGGUCCUUCCAGCAGGGGGCGCCCUGACCUUUCCUCUGCGACCCCCUCUGCAGCCCCGGAGGGCGAGCUUAGGCGGUGGCGCUCCGGUCACCCGCUGCCGUUCAGGUGUUGAGGACAGAGUCUGUGCUUGGCCGCUUGGGGGUCCCUGGAUGGAGACGUGAGACCCAACGCGGGGCACCAGGCGCUGCCAGGGGCCGUCAGGAGGCGACUGCUGUGAGGACGGGCGAGGCCAGGAUGGGGCUGGCGGGCGGGGGGCAGGGACACUGGUGUGGCCCGAGGCUGCUCCCCGCACAAGGGCUCCGUGAGGCUGGCAGAGGCGGAGUCGGCACAGCCGG